Molecule: messenger RNA, 816 nt
Organism: Myotis lucifugus (little brown bat)
Lineage: Eukaryota; Metazoa; Chordata; Mammalia; Chiroptera; Vespertilionidae
Gene: ADAP2
Product: ArfGAP with dual PH domains 2
Exons: 6
Coding region: 133-816 (227 amino acids)
Biological process (GO): positive regulation of GTPase activity
Cellular component (GO): intracellular membrane-bounded organelle; plasma membrane
Molecular function (GO): phosphatidylinositol bisphosphate binding; GTPase activator activity
Source: RefSeq, a predicted model, not a curated record
CCCGACUGGGCCUCGUACAAGCUGGGCGUCUUCAUCUGCCUGAACUGCUCCGGCGUCCACCGGAACUUCCCAGACAUCAGCAAAGUGAAGUCCCUGAGGCUGGACUUCUGGGACGACAGUGUUGUGGAGUUUAUGACCCACAAUGGGAACCUCCGUGUGAAGGCCAAGUAUGAAGCCAGAGUCCCCGCUUUCUAUUACAUCCCUCAGGCCAGCGACUGCCUGGUCUUAAAGGAACAGUGGAUUCGAGCUAAGUAUGAGAGACAGGAGUUUAUGGCCGAUGGGAAAACCAUCUCACUCUCAGGUAACCGGGAAGGGUUCCUGUGGAAGCGGGGCAGGGACAACGCGCAGUUCCUGAGGAGGAGAUUUGUCCUGUUGGCAAGAGAAGGCCUUCUGAAGUACUACACUAAGGAAGAGGGUAAAAGCCCCAAAGCUGUCAUCCACAUCAAGGACCUGAAUGCCACCUUCCAGACGGAGAAGAUAGGGAACCCCCACGGGCUGCAGAUCACCUACCGGAGAGAGGGCCACAUCAGGAACCUGUUUGUGUAUCACGAAAGCGGCAAGUUUCUCCACGAGAUGGGCAUAAGCGAGGGGCCGCAAAGUCACGCCAGCAGGAGCCAGGCAGGUGAUCUGAAAGUGACGUGGACAGCUGUGAGGCUGUGGCAAACAGGAAACCUGUACAGAGGAUUGAAACAAACAAAAGUUCAGGAGCCAAACAAACCGAAUGCAGGUUGGAUUUGGUCCCAAGGUGUGACUGGAGAGACCUUCCAAAGUGAAAGCCUAGGCCGGGUCUUUCCUGGGACAGGCCCAUUCCCUUAG